Messenger RNA from Agelaius phoeniceus (red-winged blackbird), 1920 nucleotides. It is a transcript of the gene PEPD, whose product is annotated as peptidase D. The record is from RefSeq and is a predicted model, not a curated record. Lineage: Eukaryota; Metazoa; Chordata; Aves; Passeriformes; Icteridae. Gene Ontology annotation, molecular function: manganese ion binding; metalloaminopeptidase activity.
AUGGCUGCGGCGGAGGGACCCUCCUUUUGGCUGGGGAAUGAGACUUUGAAAGUGCCUGUGGCACUGUUUGCCUUGAACAGAAGACGGCUGUGUGACCGCCUGAGACAGAAUAAGGAUGUCCAGAAGAACUCAAUUGUUCUGCUGCAGGGUGGAGAGGAAACCCAGAGAUACUGCACUGAUACUGGUAUUGUGUUUCGCCAGGAAUCUUACUUUCACUGGACUUUUGGAGUAACUGAAGCAGGCUGCUUUGGAGCAGUAGAUGUUGAUACUGGAAGAUCUAUGCUUUUUGUUCCACAACUCCCUGAAAGCUAUGCUGUUUGGAUGGGAAAGAUUCAUCCCCCUGAAUUUUUCAAGAACAAAUAUGCUGUGGAUGAAGCCUACUAUGUGACUGAGCUUUCCAGUGUAUUGGCUUCGAAGAAACCUGCUGUACUUCUCACUUUGCGUGGUGUUAAUACUGACAGUGGAAAUGUCUCCAAAGAAGCUUCCUUUGAGGGGAUCAGCCAGUUUAAUGUGAACAACAAAAUUCUUCAUCCUGAAAUUGCAGAAUGUCGUGUCAUUAAGACAGACAUGGAGUUGGAAGUUCUGCGCUACACCAAUAAAAUCUCCAGUGAAGCUCAUAAAGAGGUAAUGAAGGCUGUAAAAGUAGGAAUGAAAGAAUACGAGCUGGAGAGCCUGUUCCAGCACUACUGCUACACUCGCGGCGGCAUGCGCCACACCUCCUACACUUGCAUCUGUGGCAGUGGGGAGAACUCAGCUGUUUUGCACUAUGGCCAUGCUGGAGCCCCAAAUGAUAAAACUAUUGAAGAUGGAGACUUAUGCCUGUUUGAUAUGGGAGGAGAAUAUUACUGCUACAGCUCUGACAUCACCUGCACCUUCCCUGCCAAUGGCAAGUUCACAGCUGACCAGAGGGCUGUCUAUGAGGCAGUGCUGAAGGCCUCAAGGGCUGUCAUGGCAGCAAUCAAGCCAGGGGUGGCCUGGCCUGAUAUGCACCGUCUGGCUGACAGAGUCCAUCUGGAGGAGCUGACCAGAAUUGGCAUUCUGAAAGGCAAUGUGGAUGACAUGGUGAAGGUUCAUCUGGGUGCAGUAUUUAUGCCACACGGACUUGGACAUCUCCUUGGAAUCGACGUGCAUGAUGUUGGAGGCUACCCAGAGGGCGUGGAGCGCGCGGAGGAGCCGGGGCUGCGCAGCCUGCGCACGGCGCGCCGCCUGCAGCCGGGCAUGGUGCUCACCAUCGAGCCGGGCAUCUACUUCAUCCAGCCCCUCCUGGAGCAGGCCCUGCACGACCCUGCCCAGGCCUGCUUCAUCAACAGAGACGUCCUGCAGCGCUUCCGGGCCUUCGGUGGGGUGCGGAUCGAGGACGACAUCGUGGUGACAGCCACGGGCAUGGAGCUGCUCACCUGUGUCCCACGGACCGUGCAGGAGAUCGAGGCUUUCAUGGCAGAAGGCCAGAGCUGUGCCAAAGCAUUUGGCUGCCUCUCCAGCCCAAAGCAGUAAACUUCAGGGUGAUACUUACUGCCUCAACUAAUCAGUCAUCAUUCUGAUUUAAUGCUGCAGCAUAGAAAAUAAAAUGCAUCCAAUUCUUAAUAGCAAGAAAAUCAGCAGUUUACGUGACCAAGUGGCAGCCAAAUAACCCUGCUGCCUUGUCAGGGGGGCUCAUACUUCUGUCAGAUCUCAGCUCAGAUGUAUCUUGCAAUUAAAUCUGAAUUUUGAUGAUUGGGACUCUAAAACACCAAAUGGAUUAUCUGAAAGCUAUGAGCAAUUGUAACACUCUUAAGUCCUUUUUUAAACUUCAUCACAAGUACUGUGAAAAACAGAAAUAAAAAUCAGUUGUUCUCAGUGGACAUAAUGACAUUUUUCUUAUGGAUCUGUAUCCAUGUACUAAGCAGAAACAAAUUUUUAUUAAAAUUCACCUUGGCAUCA